Neltuma alba is the source of this 682-nucleotide messenger RNA. RefSeq lists its product as uncharacterized. NCBI's taxonomy places the organism in Eukaryota, Viridiplantae, Streptophyta, Magnoliopsida, Fabales, Fabaceae. The record is from RefSeq and is a predicted model, not a curated record. Gene Ontology annotation, biological process: response to oxidative stress. The transcript has 9 exons. Gene Ontology annotation, cellular component: membrane; respiratory chain complex I. The coding region runs from base 110 to 655 and encodes 181 amino acids.
ACCCCUGUUCUGUACUUUAUGCUGUAAAUAGCCAUGUUUUGCAGCUUCCAACUUGAACUUGGCGCGAGAAUGCUUAUGGGAAUUGAAUGCAAUUGAAUUUGUAUUAGAAAUGUCGAGGCUUCUCACAAGGAUUGCUGGGUUUUUCAGCAAUCGAACUCAAGUUGGAGUUGACAAAGCGGGGAACAAAUACUUUACUAGAAAAGAAGAGAUCGAUGGUGUAAUGAAAGAGAAAAGAUGGGUGAUUUUUAAGGGAGAGGCGGAUUCUACUACACUUCCAGUUGAAUGGAUAUGUUGGUUGAAUGGGCAGCGUAAACAGGCUCCAAUACCGGAGGAAAUAGCGGAGUUGGAAGCAAGGCGUGAACGUGUUAGACAAAAUGUUGCCUUGCUUAAAAAGGAGGAGGAGGAAAGGAAAGCAAAAGAAGGAAGUACAGGAAAACGCCCAAGCACUGAAAAAGUUGGUGGUCCAGACUUAAAAUGUUUUAUUCGCCAAUUUCCUUCUGAAGGUGAUGCUGUUGAAGAGUCAUCUGCCACAAUUGGUGACUUAAGGAAUUCUCAAGAGAAGGCUUCUGAUAAGGGAAAAGUAGAGCCUGAGUCAUCUGAGCCAAGAGGGUCUGGUGCAUCAUUCAAACCGGGAACCUGGCAACCUCCAACUUGAAUACUCUCUCUUGAGUAAAGCUUUGCU